ACCGCAAAUUCAUUUUUAAAAUUUCUUUUUCAUAUCCAUUUGUUCAGAGUGCAUUCUCUCCUCAGAUAUAUUCAACUUUUACAAUAUUUGUCUUUUUUUCUUGCUCUACACCACUCUUUUCUAUAUGUAGCUCAUGUAAAGUGAAACCUAAUCGUGACCCAUUAAGGACCUGCAAGAUAUGUAAUGCAUGUUAAGAAAGCCAUUUAGUAUCUCUUAUGCACUCAUCAAAAUACAUUUGGUGACUGUGAAUUAUUCUAAAGUGAGAACAGAAUUCUCUCUGUUGAUGUGACUUUUAGUAGAAAAACUGGGUCCUUAAAGGGUUUGUUCACAGUAGGCAGUGGUGGACAGAAAUUGAUAUUCAUGUAAUUAAUUUUGUCUUCAACUACUCCAAAUAAGUUGACAAUGUCUGGAUGCUGACUGAUCUUAAAAUAGCUCAGUAUUCUUACAAAUUCCUGUAUUUUAAUUUAGUCCUGACUCACAUCCUUCAUGUUUGAAAGGAUUUUUGAUGAGUAGGUUAAUGAGACAGGAGUUUGAAAUGCAUCAUCAGUCAGGCGUGUAGAAACUGUCUGUGACUGACAGCUUUGUUUAAAGCCACCUGUAAUCUGGCAGACCAGACUCCAGACAUUGUACUGUGUCGCUGCACAUGGCUACCAUCCAGCAUUGUGAAGUUACAGCUGCUCAUACUGUUGAAUCCAGUUAUGAUGUGCACCAAGUUUUCCCUGAGAACCUUUCAUUCAUCAAGACUGCAGUAUCAUGCUCAUCACUUAAGUGUCUGACGUGAUUAUGGAAAACCAACUUAGGACUUAAAAACAACAUUGGUUCACUAAAGAGAAAAAACAAAAACAAAACCUCUGAUGGAAGUUUUAAAAUGUUAAGUGUAGAGAUACUUGGAUGGUAGCCACUUGUUUCUUUUUUAUUUAUUUUGGAUGUAAUGUGGAUAUGUUGUACUGUCUAAUUAUGAUCUAUAUUUACAUUACUCUUCACUCUUGCAAUUCAAUUGUUUAAGAACAGCGUUUCACUCACUUAAUGGGGUUUUCACCCUUGAGUCAUAGAUCAGUUAGCUGAUAUUUGACUUAGAAAAGCUCUCAGUAUGGAGCAGAAAUAAAUUGUAAUUGUUGAUUUGGAGGACCUGCUAGAUUUAUCCCUUUUUAACACAGUCCAAAUAAAGAGAGGCCGACACAGAGAGGUCUGUAGGAAGAGCCUCUCAUCAGUCCGCUGUUCAAUGAUGCAACUGUCACAGGGGUGGCCUCAGGGCUCAGUGUGUUUUACAAUGGGAAGACUACAGUUAGCCACUACAUGUGGUCCCCCAGUCACUUCCCCUCACUUUUGUUUUCAUGUCCCAACAUUUAAACCAGCCGAGUUGUUCAUAACAGAAAUCACUGUCUCAUGACACAGCUCAGUUCUUCCUUUUAAACACUCUGAAAAUUACGUAUUAUCACCAGAGGUUGACAUGAGAAGCUGUUACAUUAUCAGACCAAGUUUAACGCAUCAACACAAUCAAAUAAUGAUCUGUCUUUUGCAACCAGUGCCACAAGUACAUUAAAGCUGUCUGCUCCCUCUGCUUUUUUUCUCUUCUCUCCACAUGUGGGACCAAUCGUGACCACACCUGGCCUGCACUACCUCACUCCCACACUCAUACCCUCACAAAUAUGUCAAAUAUUCACUCCUUCUUACACACACUGCACACACUCAUCAUUUGCACUUACCCACACACACUGUGCAGUCUACACCUCACUACCUUCUGCCUCCAGUACAAGCCCACAGUGAUCGCCUGUGUGUGCAUCCACCUGGCGUGUAAGUGGUCCAACUGGGAGAUCCCAGUUUCCACUGACGGGAAACACUGGUGGGAGUACGUGGACAGCUCUGUCACACUCGAGCUGCUGGACGAGUUGACCCACGAGUUUCUGCAGAUUCUGGAGAAGACGCCCAGCCGGUUAAAGAGGAUACGCAACUGGAGGGCAACACAAGCUGCUAAAAAGCCCAAGUCGGACAGCUCCCAGCUGACAGACAACUCCUUUGCUGGGCCUUCCAUGCUCCAAGACCAAGGUGAUGCAUCACUUCCUGGAGUCUCCUCCUCCAACCCAAGUUUUUCCAAAGCUGCAUUCACCGUGUCCCUGCCUGGUCAGUCUGGAGGUGUACCCCUGUCUCUGGACACCAUGGCUAGCGCAUACAAUCCUGCUAGCCAUAGCGAGUGGCCCCAGGCCAAACCGAGCCAAGCAGGGUACCCUUCCACCUGCAUCAAACAGGAACCCCUCAGCAUCCCUCACCAAGAGCAGACACUAUCCCUACAGACCUCCACUUCCUCUUUGCUCCAGCAUCCGCCGAUAUUCAACACUGAGAAAACAGUAGACUUCAAACCUGUUAAACAGGAACAUAAAGGAGCUGGUGGGGGUGGCAAGCAUCAGGCACCACCUCAGCCUGCGUAUCCACCUCCAGUUCAGCAUCCUCCACCACAACCUUCUCCAGCUCAGAAACUGUCUCUGGACAAAUACAGAGAGAAGCAUGCUGCAGAGCUGACUGGCUUGGGGCAGAAACGUCGGCAAGAGCAGCAUGGAGGAGUAAUGGAUUGUGAUGCGAGGGGAGAGAUGUCGUCUUCCUCCUCUUCUACCUAUGCACCGUCAUCUAUGGGUCAAGGAGACCAUAGAAAACAUUCACAGUCCCACCAAACGUCCCUCGGUGGUGGUAGCAGCACCACCGCCUCCCCAAUGAAAACUAAAGUCCCUUCCUCGUCAGCUUCAGGGCAAGACAGACGUCAUCACAGUGACAAACGGGACAAAGGCUCACUCAAACUCCGCCUGGCCGUUCCUGGGUCUGGCGGCAGCGCCCAGCUGGACAAAAGUGGACAACCCAGCAAAGACGAGCUUAAGAUGAAGAUAAAAGUUUCUUCAUCAGAGUGCCACAGCUCAUCAGACGAAGGCAUGGCUGCCAACAACAACAACAAGAGUAAACAUUCCAGCCCGCUGGUGAGUAAGGAGAAACAUCGUGGAGCGGAGCACAACCUCCAUCGCCAUCACAAGCACAGUCACCCUCACACACACAGCGGCAACGGGCGAGGAGGCCCUGAGGGGCCGGGUGGCGGGGGAGGUUUGCUGCGCGGUCCCCCGGGACUGAUCAGCAUGGAAGGGACAACGCUCACCGCUCCUGGAUCCACCUCUUUGUCUUCAUCCAUGUCGCGCAAGAGGGCGCACCCAGAGGUCAGCCACAACCACCACCCUCCCUCCUCGUCCUCCACCUCUUGUUCCAAAGUGAGCAAAAUCUCCAAGGGUGGCUCUGGUGCUGCAGGUGGGCUGCGGACCUCUCAGCAGUUCCCUCCUCCUAGUGAAUCGCCACAUGAAGUGGGAGAGCAGAGACACUGAGUCCGCCGCUCUGCAGCUGUGGCCAGCACAUGGAAAUGGCAUCAAACUACUCACAGUUGAGACUUUGAAGACUAUGCUCACCUCCUUGUUAAGUGCCCUAGAAAAAAUAACUCUUUAUGUGAUGAUAAACCCUUUACUGAAAGGCAGAAAAAACCUCCAAAAACACAAAAAGUAUUGUUGGACUUCUCAAUUUCCAAGAGACGAGAGAGAUGAAAAUUAUGCUUCCUGACUGUCACAUCUCCGGGCUGCGACGCUCAGUCCUGUUUUUCUGUUAGUGAAUUAUUGAAUUGCUGCUUGGUUCUCCUUCCUCCUCGAAUGAGUCUAGGAAUGUGCAAAGGUGGGUGGAUGUGAGUGAUGUGGGGAGGGGUUGAUUGUGUGAUUCCACCGGGGGGGAUGGGGGGAUUUAGUCCUUUCCUACAUUUCAAAGCUCCGUACGGGGGAAACAAAAGUAUUACCAGUACUAUAAAAGGCAUAGAAGGUGCACUUUGUUAAUUUUCUUCCUCUAUUUUUUUUAAUAAGUAAUUUAAUUGAAUCAUAUUUCUGCAGUUGGAUGAAGGAAGCCAGUGGCAAGCUGGAGAUGAGUUCAAGUUAUGUUUGCUGGCAUUCCAUUUAGUACUGUUGAUGGAUGCAAUUUUUUUAGGUGUAAAGUUUCAUCUCCUCAAUUACUUUCUUGUCUUGAUUUCUUUUAUACUUAAGUACUGUGCGUAUGAUUUGCAUGUUUCAAUCAUCAAAGGGAUUUAAAAGGAGAGAGCUUACUUACUGUUUACAGGAAGGAGAUAAAUGUACAUACGUUUUUGUAUGUUUAAAGAAAAAAAGCUAUACCAUGACUACUCAGGUUUGGAGCUGCUUGUAAGUAUAAUAAGAUAACUAUAAUAACUAUAAAGACUUUUAUUUUGUUGAUCUACCGUCUGGGCAUCGUCGGGUAAAUGAUUGCAGCAUUCCAGUGGUGUGUGCUUCUUACAGCCUUCCUACAGAGGGUGCUGUACUGUGCUUUUCCAUCACAGGAAACAUCAGUUGAUGCCCUCAGCAACACAGGCACAUUCAGCACCUACUAAUCACAUCAAAGCAAUGCAAUUUGUACCAAAAAUUAUUUUUUUGGACCUAAGUAGACCUUAAGCUGGACGCCAAAGGUUUUGCCUCAAAAAGAAAAAAAAAAAACAGCUGACAAGUACAAUAGUAGUGUGCUGUUAAAGUUUACAUAACCCUUUUUAUUUUGAAGUGCAACAGACAUAAUUUCAUGACAUGAAGCUGUAGCCCUUUAGAUGUCAGCCCAUAAAAGGGAUACAUGUGUUAUUCAGUCACUCACUCAGAAGGUACUAUAAAAGAAACACACUUGUUGGCUCUUUCCAUUUCACCAACAGUUGACAGAACAGUAACUAAUUGGCCAUAUGCAGGAUGAACCUCAAGAAUCUGCAAUGUGGACGUGCUUGAUCGUUUUUGUCACUGACGUCCUCAUCUAUUUGGUUGAAUUUCCAUCUCUACAUCAGUUUCAUACAUUAAACUCUAUUGUUCUAAAAUUUUGAAAUGACCCAGUCCCCUCUGUUCUCGACUGGGUUACUCUUUUAUUUUUACUGUGCAAAAUACCUAGUAACCCUGAGGCUGGGUUGUUUGUACCCUCAUUAGGGGUUUUAUAGUUGGGCACACAGAACAACUGCAGUUGUGGACAAAUGAGCAUAAGCCACUCUUUCCAUCCUUUUUUUCUUUUCAUUAUUAUGAAUAAACUUCAAAGCUGCCGCUAUCCUGACAGUAUAA
Lates calcarifer (barramundi perch) is the source of this 5108-nucleotide messenger RNA. Its product is annotated as cyclin-T2. Gene Ontology annotation, cellular component: nucleus; cyclin/CDK positive transcription elongation factor complex. Lineage: Eukaryota; Metazoa; Chordata; Actinopteri; Centropomidae. Gene Ontology annotation, molecular function: cyclin-dependent protein serine/threonine kinase activator activity. Bases 1650 to 3356 code for a protein of 568 amino acids. The transcript has 4 exons. The record is from RefSeq and is a predicted model, not a curated record. Gene Ontology annotation, biological process: positive regulation of DNA-templated transcription, elongation; regulation of transcription by RNA polymerase II.